This is a messenger RNA of Dendronephthya gigantea, 1879 nucleotides long. RefSeq lists its product as uncharacterized. Lineage: Eukaryota; Metazoa; Cnidaria; Anthozoa; Malacalcyonacea; Nephtheidae. Bases 89 to 1600 code for a protein of 503 amino acids. The transcript has 7 exons. The record is from RefSeq and is a predicted model, not a curated record.
UUUUGUUGUUUAUGUUCAGACGAGUGCCUUGCCUGAAAUUGUGCGUGGUGUACAAGACAUAAUCCGGUAUGGUGAAAACUAUCAUAAUAUGGUAAAUAUUACAAAUCUCGAAACUAUGACAUGUGAUCAUGAACAGAAAAGUUGCGGUUGCGGAAAAAAAUAUGGUUAUAAUACUGUCGUUUAUAACACCGAUGAGAAAAUUGUAAAAUGUAUAAAAGACGAAGAUGUAGCUGGUGAUAUAGUUGGCCAUGAUGGAAGCUAUUUGAAAAACGGCGAUGGAGAAUGUUUAGGAGUAAAAAAUCAGAUCAUUUCUACAACGAAUUGUUCUAAGGAUGAUCUCUCUCAACGUUGGUUAUGGACAGGAUUCGGGAAUAUAAUGAAUUUGAAAGUUCAUAAAUGUUUGCGGUGGAACAAUUCUACACAAAAACUCAUUACAGAACAGUGCAAUACAGCAAACAUUGCCCAAAUAUGGAAGCAAAGCGACCGGGAACUUUUAUCAAAUGGCAGAACCCUUUACAAUAAUUUCACAGGGAGUGAGCAGUAUCAAGGUUUUUAUCGAUUUCCCCGAGAUGAACUGAUGGCCAUGGUGAAGAAAGGAAACUGUUUUUUUCACAACAAGAACUGUCACAUCAACCUGACAAUCAACGCACCAAUUUUCCGGCAUCCUGAGAAACCAGCGGCUUGCAAUAUCACAUGGAAUAGUUCCGUGUAUUCGGUAUGGGGUCAGAAGUGGAAGUCAUUUUCGCCAACAAAUUCUAAAAAGUUCAUGUUGAAACCCAUUGAUACAGAAAGAAUAUCUUUAAAUAUAGCAAACGGCAAAAGAUUUUUUAAAAAAUGGUCAGGAACUUUGAUUAGGCUUUCGAUUAAUUGCGUCAUUGAAGAACACUGCGUGGUUUUGAAGAUCGAAGGAUCAUGGGAAAAAAAAACUAAGAAAAUUUCGUCACCAACAACGCCAGCGUUUAAUAGCAGAACAACCUCUUCCAACUCAGCAUCCUCUCCUGAUGGUUCACAAUUGUCUUCGAUGGUUUUUAUUGUUCCUGUGGUUGUGCUCUUUUGUCUACUUAUUGUAGCACUUGUUAUUAUAGUGUACUAUCGACGGCGCAUGAGAAGGUUAAAGUCAGAGCAGGAUCGUCCCGUAAGCGAAGAUUGCUCAGCAAAUCCGCUCGCGUCUUAUGAAGACCCUACUUUGCAGAAAUACGAUAGUCCCGGAAUCACCAUUCAUGAUGCGAAUCAUUACGAGAGGCCUACGGACAUCCCCGACCAACCGAUAUCCCGCCAAAACGAUCAAAACGACAACGAAUUUCAUUACGAUUACGCAACACGCGAAGAAACCUCUGUACUUUCAUUUGGUGUCGCCAAGCCUUGCCGGAAACAAAAUUCCGAUACCUGCCAUUGCAGUCAUACAGUUGAUAAUACGGAGCCACUGCAACCAAGUGAGAAACGCGACGAUCAGGCUUCAGAGGAUGACUCGUUCUGGGCUGAUGAUGAUAAUAAACCAGCCUACCAACAAGAACCACAGGAAAAUCCAGACUCACAUACAGCCGACAAACAUAUUUAUCACACUUUAGAGGAAGACUCACCCGAGAAUGAUAAUAGCUAGAUCAUGUAGGCAACACGAUACCGCACGAUAAUCAAGACUCAUGACUCAUCCACAAGCAACAAACCUAUCUCUAACACCUUAGAAGAACGUACACCCUAGAUUCCUAUUACAGGUGGAAAUUGGAAAACAAGAAUACCGAAGAGGAAUAAAAAGAAAAACACACCAGACUCUAUAAUAGAUGUGUGCAGGACAAGAUAAAUAGCAAAAGAAUGAAUUAUUCAUAUUUCCACAAAUGUAUGCAUGCAUGUUCGCUUCUAACAAAAUCUAAAAAGCUAAAUA